Messenger RNA from Perca fluviatilis (European perch), 1106 nucleotides. Its product is annotated as paralemmin-1-like. Bases 222 to 1019 code for a protein of 265 amino acids. The record is from RefSeq and is a predicted model, not a curated record. Gene Ontology annotation, biological process: regulation of cell shape. Lineage: Eukaryota; Metazoa; Chordata; Actinopteri; Perciformes; Percidae. Gene Ontology annotation, cellular component: membrane. The transcript is spliced from 4 exons.
GUUACUAAAGAAUAUUAAAAAAGAGGGUGUAACCCACCAACAUAAGUACUUGGAUCAAGUGCUGUCUGUUGUUGGUAGAAGAAAUACAACAGUUGCAGUGGUUGCACCUCACAAUAAGUGUGGAAUAAUUCAAGUUUUUCUUUGCUGUUGAGAGAUAACUUACACAAGACUCCUUAAAAGUGAGGGUGACUAAGGCGGCCGAGGAUCUCUUCUCCGUCCAGAUGACACAAAGGAUGUCUUAUGAAAGUGGGCAAGAAGGCCGAUCAGUCCUGGGAAUGUUGGCAGUGCAGGUGGAGAGAGACCCAAAGACCGGAGCCACCUCCGUCAGGUCAGUGGCCCCCGUGUCCCCCGUGCCGUCUGGCGCGCCCACGGCCGCCGCCACCGUCUACGACGACGGCAGGAAGAGCAUCCGCGCCGUGGGCGGCUCGGGGAGCCAACCUUCGAACGAAGAGCUCGGCCAGAUCCUGAGCAUCGUCGACGGGGUCGGGAUGAAAGCGCUGCUGGACGAAGUCACGAAGGUGGACGCCGACAGACAUCCAGAGGGAAAUGUCUCGUCUUCUGCUCGCAACGCCACGGCAAAGGAAGACAGAUCGCAGCUGGACAGCUCUGGAAGUUACGACUUGGAAGCCGGGCUGGGGAUUCAGGACUGGGCUGCAGAUGACAGAAGCAUGCCGGUGGUCAGGGACCUUGCAGGAGAAGUUGAUAACGUGGAGGACCUGAGUUUGGACGAAGGCCCGGUCACUCUGGUGUUCCUGGGAUACGCCGACGGUGACGGAGGGGACGGCCGAGACUACGACGACGACGAAGGCAUGCUCACGGCGGAGCGAGUGAUCAUCACCGGCGAAGGAGAAGAAUGCGUCGUGGGACCUGAACCUUCACCUGAGGCCGGGAGGAAAGAGCCCCAAGAGUUUCAGGACGUUCCCCUGGAUGGGAACGGGGCAGGAGUCAAAGUCCCGGGACAGGAAGGGGAUCGUUCCGCUAACAAACGCAAAACCUGCCAGUGUUGCUCCGUCAUGUAAAGGCUCCCGAUACACCAACCAGCCCGACGGCCGACCCGGCAGAAAAGGCAGUCGGACUGAUCAGUCCGCCCUAGUUGGUCCAAAAAG